AACGAAUUUCUAAUUCUAUUAAUUCUUAUUUUGUAUUAAAACGCAUAUUUUUCGAAAAUUCAAAUAAAUUAUAUUCUUAUAUCCACAAUAUUAUUAAUUAUUCUGUAUAUUACAUUUAAAAUUAUAGUCUAUUCUGAAAAUAAAACAUAUUUUAUGCUUUUUAAUUAACCUUUGAUAGUUUGUGUUUACGCUUCAUUUAUAUAUUAUCAAAAAUAUUUACUUUUAUUAAAUUAAAAGAAAGACUUUAUACAAAAAUAUGAACUAAAUGAUCAAAGCUAAAAAAUAAAUGAUGUACUAUAAAUUCUUUUACCGAAAUUUAUACUAAAUAAAAUGGUUAGUAGUGAUAUUUCAAAACCUAUAAAAUUUUAGGAAAGAUAAGGGGAAGUCAGUAUAUUUUUUUGCGAUAUAUGUUAUUUUGAUGAUAUUAUAGCAGAAAAAAAUGAAAAAAUCAUACCUUUUUUAGAUAAACUAUUUUUAUAAUUUGAUAAAUUUUGUGUUAAACAAGGUCUUUAAAAAAUAGAAACUGUUGGAAAAACAUAUAUGGCAGCAGCUGGAUUGAAAGAUUUUGAAAAUUAAAUAGAUUAAAGAGAAAGAAGUAUAGAUCCAGUUUUAAGAGCUUCAAAUUUAGCUAUAGACAUGAUUGAUUAUGUAAAAGACUUAAAAUGGAGUUAGAAAGGAAAUAAAUUAAUAAUAAAAAUAGGAAUACAUUAUGGUUAAGUAAUUGCAGGAGUUAUUGGUCAUCAUAAACCUUAAUUUUCUUUAAUUGGGGAUACAGUUAAUACUACGAGUAGAGUUUGCUCGAAAGGAGGUGAAGGAGAGAUUACUUUAAGUUAAGAAGCAUAUAUGAGGAUUAAAGAUAAUAUUAAAUUUACUUUUUUAGGUCCUCAUUUAGUUAAUGCAAAAGGAAAAGAUAAUAUUUUAUUAUAUACUUUAAAAAAAGCAUAGGAGAAAAAAAUAUGUAGAUUUAAAAAAAGCUUUUUACAUUUUUAUUAACUUUAUGAAAUUAUAAAUAUAGAGUUUUAAUACUUUAAAUGUUUUGAAUAAAAAAAAGACUUAAAAAAACGAUCUAGUUCAAAAUUUAAUUCCGAAACAUAUUUUAGAUUAAUAUUUUAAUAUAUAGGCAAUUACUUAAAAAAAACACUAACUGAUAUAUUUGAAGAUGCUACUCUUAUUUUUGCUGAUAUUACUGAUUUUACAAGAUAUUCUUCAGCAAGAAGUCCAGAAGAAGUUUUGAAUAUGCUUUCAAGUUUAUUUUUUAAAUUUGAUAAAUAAUGCCAAAAGUAAAGUUGCUUUAAACUAUAUACUAUUGGUGAUUGCUAUGUAGUUUUAGGAAUAUAUAAUGCAAAAGAAAGAAAUCCAGCACUUGAAGCCAAAAAUGUGGUAUAAAUGGCUUUUGAAAUGCUUAAAAUUAUAUAAAUCGUACGAGAAGAAGUUAAUUUUUUAACUUUAAAUAUGCGUAUAGGAAUUCAUACAGGUUAGAUAAUUGGAGGUAUAACAGGUAGUAAUAUAGUAAGAUAUGAUGUAUAUGGUACAGAUGUUAUGAUUUCAAAUAAAAUGGAGUCAAACGGAGAACCUGGUAAAAUAAUGGUUAGUUAAAGAACAAAAGAUUUAUUAUAAAGUGCAUAUAAAAAUUUAUAUAAUUUUGAGUUCAGUAAAACUGUUAAUAUACCAACUAUUUAAAAGGAUAUUGGAGGAUAUUUUAUAAGUAAAGUUUAAGCUGAAGAUAAUAUAAAUCAAAAUGAAUUAUAUAUAUAAAAUAUUAACUAUUUUUGA
Messenger RNA from Ichthyophthirius multifiliis, 1773 nucleotides. RefSeq lists its product as hypothetical. The annotation marks the transcript as partial. The record is from RefSeq and is a predicted model, not a curated record. Gene Ontology annotation, molecular function: adenylate cyclase activity. Lineage: Eukaryota; Ciliophora; Oligohymenophorea; Hymenostomatida. Gene Ontology annotation, biological process: intracellular signal transduction; cyclic nucleotide biosynthetic process; adenylate cyclase-activating G protein-coupled receptor signaling pathway. The transcript is spliced from 8 exons.